AUAUAUUUUAGCAAUUAUGUACACAACGAUUAGUUUCUUUUUUAUUGCUUUGGUACUUACAGUUUACGGUUUACCAGUGUCACAUAUCAUCGGCGGCAAAGAUGCCCCACUCGGCAAAUAUCCACACCAUGUUGCUUUAAAAUAUCAAGGCAAAUUUCGCUGCGGAGGAUCAAUUAUUAAUAAACGUUAUGUUCUGACUGCAGCUCAUUGUGUAAAUGUUGUUUCCGCCGAAGAACUCAUGGUUCACGCGGGUACGAUCUACUUAAACGAGACAGGCGAUGCUUAUCAAGCGGAGAGCGUGGUGUGGCACACUGGUUUCGACGAUGUUAAACUUAAUCACGAUGUCGGUCUCAUUCGAUUAAACAGAGACAUUAUAUACACUGACGUGAUAAAACCCAUUCCUCUUGCACAAGAAGAUAUCGCUGUCACAGAUCUUCCUUGCGUUGUAUCUGGUUGGGGUAGAACUUCACUUAAUGGACCUACACCUAACGUCUUACAAGAAAUCACUCUGAAGGUUUAUUCUCCCAGUAAAUGCAAGCUUACAUCUUGGAGAGUAACCGAUAAUCACAUAUGCACUCUUACAAAAGCCGGCGAGGGAGUAUGUUAUGGUGAUUCAGGUAGCGCUCUCCUUGCCAAGGGUGUUCAAAUUGGAAUCGCAUCCUUCGUGACUCCAUGUGCUCUAGGAAAACCCGACAAGUUUGUUAAAGUAUCUUCAUAUCAAGACUGGAUUAAGAAACAUAUGAUUAAUGUUGAUACGAAGAAACUUUAUUUUUAUCAGUAUCACUCUUUCAAUAUGCACGCGUUCUUUGCCUUGAUAAUCGCCUGCUUAGCGGUAGCCGCUUAUGGCUUUCCAAACAGUCAUAUUGUUGGUGGAAAGGAUGCUCCAGUCGGCAAAUUCCCAUAUCAAGUAUCUUUGAGAAAAUACGGAUCUCAUUCCUGCGGCGGAUCCAUCAUCAAUGAGAAUACCAUUCUCACUGCGGCUCAUUGUAUAUUGGGCUACAAUUCGCCCGAUUCUCUGAGAACGUUAACUGUUCACGCCGGGACAAAUCUGUUAAGUGAGGAGGGUACCGUUUACAGAGUAAAACAAGCCGUUCCUCAUAGCAAUUUUGAUUCACUCAGAUUAGUAAAUGACAUCGGCAUACUUACUCUGGCAACUCCUAUUGAAUACACCGACCUUAUACAGCCAAUACCAUUAGCAGCCGAUGAUACUCCUGCUGGAUCCACCUGCACCUUAUCUGGAUGGGGAAGAACUUCUUAUGGUGGCCGUGUUCCUAAUAAUUUACAAGAAAUUGACUUGAAGGUUUAUAAUCAAGUUCAAUGCAAACUAAAACAACCUAGAGUACAAUCUACUCACAUUUGUACAUUCACGAAAGCAGGCGAAGGCGCGUGCCAUGGUGAUUCCGGUGGUCCUCUUGUUGCCAAUGGUCAUCAGAUCGGUAUUGUCUCUUUUGGUCGACCAUGCGCUGUAGGAUAUCCUGACGUAUUCACGAGAGUGUCCGCUUUCAAGAAUUGGCUCCAACAAAAUAUUGAAGAAUAAGAUAAAAUGGAAUAUAUUUUAUACACAUAUAUUAUUAUUUUAAUAUAUGUGUAUACGUAAUGUUCUGCGAUACUUAUAAAUAAUAUUGCUUCGGUACCGUCAUGAAAUUUGUGCAAGUUUUUAAUACAUAAUAAAUAACGAUUUUGGAGAAAGAA
Monomorium pharaonis (pharaoh ant) is the source of this 1692-nucleotide messenger RNA. RefSeq names its product transmembrane protease serine 3. NCBI's taxonomy places the organism in Eukaryota, Metazoa, Arthropoda, Insecta, Hymenoptera, Formicidae. Gene Ontology annotation, biological process: proteolysis. The transcript is spliced from 10 exons. Bases 17 to 1537 code for a protein of 506 amino acids. The record is from RefSeq and is a predicted model, not a curated record. Gene Ontology annotation, molecular function: serine-type endopeptidase activity.